This is a messenger RNA of Thamnophis elegans (Western terrestrial garter snake), 3261 nucleotides long. It is a transcript of the gene DESI2, whose product is annotated as desumoylating isopeptidase 2. Gene Ontology annotation, biological process: protein deubiquitination. The record is from RefSeq and is a predicted model, not a curated record. The transcript has 5 exons. Gene Ontology annotation, molecular function: deubiquitinase activity. NCBI's taxonomy places the organism in Eukaryota, Metazoa, Chordata, Lepidosauria, Squamata, Natricidae. The coding region runs from base 541 to 1122 and encodes 193 amino acids.
GACAAAGUGGAAUGCGGGUAAUAGAAUUCGUAUUUCACCUAUCGAGGAGCCCGCCAUUCUGGGGCUUGGGUUCCUGCUGUAGUGUAUGCUGGGAAUUGUAGUUUGGCGUCCAUUUGCCCCCAAGUGGAAGGUGCGGCUGGCUUGAGAGUAUCUCUUGCAACGCUGGGACCGAGGUGGAAGGGGGCCACGCAGCUAAUCCUCGAGGAAGGUUUACUGCCGCGAUCUCUCGCCUGAAGACAGGCCGGUCGGGUCAGACCAGCCAGGUCCCAGAAGCAAGAGGAGAGGCGGAGUCGUGCCGGCCGGGACCCGCUCGAGGCUCUCUCUCUCUCUCUGCCUCGCUUGGCGCGAGCGCGAUUCCUGGGCGUGCAGCCCCGGCUUCCCUUUCCCCGCACUGAGGCGGCUCCAUGCGGCUGGCAGCCUCCUCCACCUCCUCACACUCCUCCGCAAGAGGCAGGGCGAAAAGGCGGCAUCCGCCCGCGAGCGCCCUGAGGCCGCCGCCGUCCUCGGCCUGAGAGGAACUCGCGUUUGAAAGGAGAAAGGAUGGCGAACCAGCUGGUAGUCCUCAACGUCUACGAUAUGUACUGGAUGAAUGAAUACACCUCCUCCCUUGGAAUUGGAGUAUUUCACUCAGGAAUUGAGAUAUAUGGUAGAGAAUUUGCUUAUGGUGGUCAUCCAUAUCCUUUCUCUGGAAUAUUUGAGAUUUUACCAGGCAAUGCAUCUGAAUUAGGGGAAACAUUUAAAUUCAAAGAAGCUGUUGUUCUUGGAAGUACUGACUUCAUGGAGGAAGAUGCAGAAAAAAUUAUAGAAGAACUUGGAAAAGAAUUUAAGGGAAAUGCUUAUCACUUAAUGCACAAAAACUGCAAUCAUUUUUCUUCAGCUUUAUCAGAGAUUCUCUGUGGAAGAGAGAUUCCUCGUUGGGUGAAUCGUCUUGCCUAUUUCAGUUCCUGUAUUCCUUUUCUCCAGAGUUGUCUACCAAAAGAAUGGCUUACACCUGCUGCCCUUCAGUCUAGUGUAAGCCAAGAGCUUCAGGAAGUCCUAGAAGAAGCAGAAGAUGCUGCAACAACAGCUUCUCUGCCAAGUUCAGCAUCAGAGGCAAGAACUGGCCAUCAUACUAAAAUAUAGGUUUAGUCCAAAGUACUGUUACUUUGGAAGUUUUAUCAAUAACUGACUUCCCUUAUACAAUAGUAAAUAGACAUUUGAUGGUGUCUUUGGUUUGCAAUUAGAAAACUAAUUCAAACCCAUUGUGUUCUGCUCAGGAUUUUAUAUGUAGUGAAAAAAGUGUUUUGAGGAAAUGAAAAGAACUCGAGAAGAAUUCAAAUGCAAUCUUCAUUUUAAUCUAAUCAAAUGACUUGGACUUGAGCAGAAGUUAAACUGUUUACAGUAUUGUGUGCUGCUGUUUACAAAUCCCCGAGGGAUAUCAGCCAUUAAAAGAAAAUGAAUAAAUUCAGUACAGCCUGCAUAACUUCAUCAACAUCAGUGGAAGUAUAGUAAUGGUCAGUGUUCCUUGCUACUGCCUUGGAAUAGAAUAGGUUAGAGUAUGCCUCUUCCAACUCUUGUUGGUAUACAAGGAACUAGUAAAUACUAUGUGUAAACAGGGUACAGAAUUAUCAGUACAAAGAAUUUUGUCUAAGACAGAAAGUAGUCUUACUAUUUAGCAGAAAUGUUCCUAAAAUGUUACUUCUAUGUCAAUUUUUUUCAAUUUACAAUGAGCAAAUUUAUAUUUUAUUACAAAUACAAGUGCAUUUUUGGGUGAUAAAUUGCAGUCAUUUUAUUUCAAUUGCCUCAUGUUUUUAUCUGAUUUGUAGAUAUGAAAAAUCCUUGUGAGAUUUUCAGAUAAUAGUGCCUGUUUCACAUAUCAUUUAAAAUCUGAACAUAAGAUGAAUGCAGAUAAAACAGAUAAAUUACAGAUUCAUAUAAACUUGUGGGUGAGUUAAUUUAGAACAUGGUAAAUAAUAGGUCAUUUGGAAAUUAAAAAUGUGGAUCAUCCAACAGAUGUAAAGUGUUGUUAAAUAGAAUUUCAAUUCAGAAACUCAAAGAGAAGUGACAGUUGUAAUUGCCUUUCUCAGCAGCCAGAUUCAAACAAAGAAACCAAAUGCUUUAUCCAGCUCACUGUGUUUUUGCUGAAUCAAUGAGUGUUUUAGAUGAAUAAGUUAUAGACAUUUUUGUGCCAUUAAAUAGCAAUAUAUACUGUGUGAACUACAAAAAAAUCAAUUGCAAAAAUAUUAGAUGAAUUUCUUCUAUUUAACGUCUUCUAUUGGUGACAUGAUUUCAUUGGGGUAGAGAUUAAUAGGACUGGCAUUUAAUUGAAAUUGGAUUCAGGUUUUUAUAUAUGCAGUUCUAAGACUCUUCCAAAUAUAUGGAAAGGAAUGACCUGGAAACUGUGUUUAAACCAAGGCUUUUCAAGGCUUGCAUUAGUGAAGAAUAUUAAUUUCAAAUAUAUCUAAUGUUUAAAUCCCGUAUUUUAUUUUCUUUAACCAAUCAUCUAAAUUGGGUUUCUGAGAAUACAUUUUUAAAAUCAUAACUAUAGAGUUUUUCUCUGUAAACUGACAAAGAGAUAAUUUGGUUUUUCAAUUGAUAUGGAAAAGAGAUUUCCUACCAGUAGUAUGGAUCUCUAUUAAGGAAGUUGACAUGUUAACAAAGAAAACUCUGCUCUUAAUUAUUCAUAGGCUGGUGGAUAGAAAUUUCUUCACUCCUUUCAAGGAAGGACAAUGCACAUAUUUUUUGACAUUACUUACCAGUGCCAUGGAAUUUUACCCAUCCAGAGUUGCUGGAAUCUCUAUCAAAUUCUAUAAAAUAAACUGGUUUUAUUAUUAAUUACAGAAUAAUUUAACAUUUUAUGUUUUUAUAGUCAUCCACGACGACAGCAUGUAAGGAAUGCAAGGAAAUACAUGGCAUACUAAGUAAAAGCAAUUCUUUAUUAACAUGGUUCUGAUUUUAUUGGACUUUUCUAUUAUACAUAUUGUGGCAUUUUAUAGUGAUUAUAUGUCCACAAACAGCUGAACUCUGACACUGCUACAAUAUCUUAGGGAAUGAUGGGAGUUCUAUAACUUAUCACGUGUGCUAUAUCAAUUCUAUACUUGAUUCCUUGAACAAAUCAACCUGCCAAAAUCUGUUUCCCUAACUAGCAACAGUUGAAGAUGUUUCACCAGCAUUACUACUCAGCAGGGAAUGCACUUCUCCAGUAGCCAUAGUGUGCAUUAAAGCUAAAAACCCUUUCUACCUAUAAUACUGGAUAUCUCAACCUUUAAAAAAAAAAACGGG